AUUCUGAAUUUCAAAACCCUGCAGAAACCAGCAGUCUGGCGCCUUGAACCAAGGGAGCAACUGACUCAUUUUAAUGACGGACCUGCACAUCUGGCUGGCAGCUGUCCCCCUCUGCGUUUCUUACCCUCACCGGCUCUGCCACACGCAGAGAAAGGAGACCUAGCCAUGCAUAGAACCUGUCAAACCCAUUUGGUAAGCCUCCCAGGCCUCAUUACACUCCAGCUGCUGCUUUCUGACAGUUUGACUGUGGCCGCUCUCCCUCCCGCAGCGGUGAUCGCCCAGGUCGGCCUUGACAUCACCGUCCCGUGCACCUUUGACCCCGAUCCCAGUGGGACGUUGGCCCGGACGGUUGUCACCUGGCAGCUGUGGGGUUCGGACAAGGUGGUGCACAGCUACUAUUACGGGCGGGAUCAACUGGCGAAGCAGGAUGCGGCCUACCGGAACCGCACCCAACUCUUCUCCGGUGACCUGCCAGAGGGAAACGCCUCGCUCCGCCUGAGGUCGGUGGGCGUGCAGGACGAGGCCCGGUACUUGUGCAGUGUCAACAAUGAGUUUGGCACCAGCUCUCAUGUCGUGAGGGUGGUGGUCGCAGCUCCGUACAGUGAGCCACAGCUGACCAUCAACCUGCAUAACUGCUCAGACUGCAGCUUUGUCCGUGUGCUGGUGACAGGUGGAUACCCGAAAGCGGAGGUGGGAUGGCUGAACGCUCAGGGGGAUAAUGUCACUGAGGCAACUCAGACAGAGUUCGAGACGGGUCUGGGAGGACUCUACUCUGUUACCAGCCAGCUUCAGAACCCACAGGGAAGUGGGACGAAGUACACAUUCAUCCUGAGGAACCAAUUGUUGGAGCAACAGAUGCUUAGGCACAUGACAAUCGAAGGUCUGUGCCAGGUCGGGUUGGGUUCAGGGCUGGCGAGGGUGCACAUGUGCUAUGGAAUCGUUAUCGCCAUACUGGUCGCGGUGAGCCUCUCACUCGUGCACGCCAUCCAUCGGAACCAGCGGACACGACAGGCGUCGAGUGUGACUUAAGCCACGGUGUCGGGUCCUGUGCCGAGGAGGAGCUCAUUUCCCAGCCGCGCCAACACUCUCAGCCACACUCGUCGCUUACGGACAGCGUCCGCGAGGCCAUCUUUCCUCUUCCUGGUCCCGAACCUGCUGCUGCGAAAGAAACGUCGCCCGGCGGGCGCGGGCGGGCGUUGGACAUCCAGGGGACUCAGCCCCAGUGGAGCUGAAGGGAGGUUCUUGCAGCCCAGUCCUUGCGUUCAACAGCAAAGGCUCAAUUGUCAAAGAUCCAUCCUCCAUACAACAAACGCUACCAGCUGUUUCUGCACAUCCCUCUUGUAUUUGGUGCGGAUUUAACCACUGUCGCUAAAACGCCUUUCCAUAACACCAGAUUUUAAAUGCUGUGCAUUCAAGGAAACCGCCUAAAUUUCUCAGGCUGACUGUCAAACCGGCUCCGUCCUCUCCUGACAGAUCCAAACUGGAAACAGCUGUCUCCGAGAUUCCAUAUUGGAACUAGUUACAGUUUUAACUGUCUCUGUUUGUCAUCCGUUUACUCUGCAGCUGUUUAUUUUUGUAGACUUUUUUUUUUCAACCUGAAUUUUGAACGCCAAAAAUCUUGUAUAAAAAUGCAUUAAACCCCUCCAUCCAA
Molecule: messenger RNA, 1651 nt
Organism: Carcharodon carcharias (great white shark)
Lineage: Eukaryota; Metazoa; Chordata; Chondrichthyes; Lamniformes; Lamnidae
Product: CD276 antigen-like
Exons: 5
Coding region: 166-1029 (287 amino acids)
Source: RefSeq, a predicted model, not a curated record